UUUUCGUUUCUUGUAUAUUCACCCUUUGUUAUGGCGAAAUUUUAUUUUGAUCUAUGUGAAGUUGUUUCUUGUGUGCAAAUUGAUUAUUUACAAUAAUUCGAUAUCAAAACUUAUCUUUAUUAAAUCGUAAUGUCUGCCCUAUUUAACUUUCAGAGUCUAUUGACGGUAAUUUUGUUAUUGAUAUGUACCUGUACUUACAUUAGAUCUAUUGUUCCCAGUUUAUUGGACAGUAGAUUAGGAAAAGUUGGUUUUCAGGGUACUCUUUGGAAGUGCGCUAGAAUUGGCGAAAGAAAAAGUCCAUAUGUGGCAAUGAGUUGUCUUUUUAUGGCUUUCAAUAUUUUGUUUUGGUCAUAAUAUUAUAAUAUCAAAUAAAACUAAGAUUCAAAUAAAUAUAUAAUUCUG
Molecule: messenger RNA, 402 nt
Organism: Apis mellifera (honey bee)
Lineage: Eukaryota; Metazoa; Arthropoda; Insecta; Hymenoptera; Apidae
Gene: ksh
Product: protein kish-A
Exons: 3
Coding region: 130-354 (74 amino acids)
Biological process (GO): protein secretion; intracellular transport
Source: RefSeq, a predicted model, not a curated record